Molecule: messenger RNA, 483 nt
Organism: Saccharomyces eubayanus
Lineage: Eukaryota; Fungi; Ascomycota; Saccharomycetes; Saccharomycetales; Saccharomycetaceae
Gene: ATP16
Product: F1F0 ATP synthase subunit delta
Exons: 1
Coding region: 1-483 (160 amino acids)
Biological process (GO): proton motive force-driven ATP synthesis
Molecular function (GO): proton-transporting ATP synthase activity, rotational mechanism
Source: RefSeq, a predicted model, not a curated record
AUGUUGCGUUCGACUGUUGGCAAAAGCACCCUAAGAUCAUUGAAUUUCGUUGCUAAGCGUGCAUAUGCUGAAGCUGCCGCUGCAACAUCAAGUUUGAAAUUGCAAUUUGCAUUACCACAUGAAACUUUAUAUAGUGGCUCUGAAGUGACUCAAGUAAAUCUGCCUGCUAAAUCAGGACGUAUUGGUGUUUUGGCCAACCACGUUCCUACUGUUGAACAGUUGCAACCAGGUGUCGUUGAAGUUAUGGAAGGAUCCAAGUCCAAGAAAUUCUUCAUAUCUGGUGGCUUUGCGACAGUUCAACCAGACUCACAAUUGUGUGUGACUGCCAUUGAAGCUUUCCCAUUGGAAUCCUUUUCACAAGAGAAUAUAAAAAACUUACUAACAGAGGCCAAGAAAAAUGCAAGUUCAUCAGAUGCUAGAGAAGCCGCAGAAGCUGCAAUCCAAAUAGAAGUUUUAGAAGGCCUACAAUCUGUGUUGAAGUAA